AUGAUUGCGCAGCAGGAUGACGAGGAAAUGUCUCUUCUGCAACGGCCUGAGCGGCCAACGGCCAAGACACCUCUUCCCUGGGAUCAAUUUUGGAUUUUACUGUUCUUGGAGAUGCCAGAUCCUGUUUCUUCUUACAUCCUUGCCCCCUUUGUUCCCCAACUCAUUAGAGACAUUGGAGUCACUCACGGAGAUGAAUCCCAGGUCGGUCACUAUGUCGGCAUCCUGCAAUCAUCAUACUAUGCAGCCCAUACCCUGACCAUCUUUCAUUGGAGCCAACUGUCUGACCACAUCGGGCGGAAGCCUGUAAUUCUGACAGCCCUAUCAGCAAUUUCCAUAUCGAUGUUUUCAUUUGGGCUGUCGAAGACCUUCUUCGGUCUGGUAGUCAGUCGUGUUGUGUGCGGAGCAUUUGAUGCGAGCAACAGCGUCAUCAAGAGCAUGCUGAUGGACAUCACUGACGUAACCAAUAUGCCUUUGGCAUUCAAUUAUAUACCAAUUCCGUGGAUGAUCGCAAGCACAGUUGGACCACUUAUUGGGGGAUCGCUCUCCCGACCGGCAGAUAGAUUUUCUGACAUCUUUGGACGAUCAGAACUCCUGAAAACCUACCCAUAUCUCCUGCCGUGCUCUAUUUCGGCAUUUUUUACAUCAAUAGCUUGGCUAGUCACGUAUAUCCGUCUUAAAGAGAGCGUUUCCACCAGGACACCGCUUUGGGAGCUAAUUAAAGGAUUCUUCGGACAAUCAUAUUCGAAGUCUUGCCAGCCGUCGAGCAAUGCUAUAGUUGAUCCUGGGGAAGCGAAUGCUGGAGAAUCUCAAUCAAAGCCGCUUCCGCUGCGUGCUUUACUAACCCCGAAAGUGUUGAGCGUGACGGCAAGUUAUGCCAUGACAGGCUUGCUUCAAAUGUCGCUCAGUUCGGUCCUACCUAUUUUCUAUGCGACACCAAUUGAACUUGGUGGUCUUUCCCUUGACCCUCCUCGCAUCGGCACGUUGCUCGCAGCACAAGGUGCCGCACAUGGCGUAUUUCAGCUACUUUUCUACGCUCGUUUACAUGAUCGCUUCGGCGCAGGAGCUAUCCAUAUGACCGGCGUUAGCUCCGGCAUACCCACCGUCAUUUUAUUUCCAGUGAUCAAUGCUCUGGCUCGAGUCCAUGGGAUAGGUAUGGCUGUGUGGCUGUGUGUUGCCAUCCAGCUUGCGCUGACAACUAGCCUGAUCAUGUGCUACCCCUGCAUAACGUUAUUCAUCAGAGCAGCAGCUCCCAAUAGCGCCUCGCUCGGAGCAACCAAUGGAAUCGCCCAGGUGGUUGUCGCGGUAGCAAGAAUCAUCGGUCCGGCGUCUGCAGCUUCGGUCUUCUCUUACUCAAUGGAGGCAGGGCAUGAUGCGUGGUUGAUAUAUUACUUUUUGAUCACAAUUGCAUUUCUCGCAGUAGGUACUUCUCUGUUACUUCCCCGUGAUCCUAGUGUAUGGGAAGAUUCCCAAUAA
Suillus discolor is the source of this 1473-nucleotide messenger RNA. Its product is annotated as major facilitator superfamily domain-containing protein. Lineage: Eukaryota; Fungi; Basidiomycota; Agaricomycetes; Boletales; Suillaceae. Gene Ontology annotation, molecular function: transmembrane transporter activity. The coding region runs from base 1 to 1473 and encodes 490 amino acids. Gene Ontology annotation, biological process: transmembrane transport. The record is from RefSeq and is a predicted model, not a curated record. The transcript has 7 exons.